AUGGAAUCCAGCCGGUCUUCAGAUGAGCAGUGCUCGUCGUGCUCGACGUCUGCGCCUUCGCCGCCGCACUCGAGCUUCGCGUCGGAAGACUCGACGGCAGUCAACACGGCUGUUCCCACCCGACGCAACAGUCUCUCCCUUGCCGCACACCUCUCUUCGACAGUGCCGGGAACGGCGACACCGCAAAAGUCGCCUCGUUCGGUGCACGGCGGUGUCUCGCCCAAAUGUCUCGCCCAACGUCUGUUGCAGCAACAACAACCGUCGUCCAACGCUAGCAAAGGCAUGAGCGAACACAUCGAUACGUGCCCUAAUACGCUCGUUGCCAACUCGCCACGCACCUCGCUGGACAAACUCGAGCGCGCGAAACUCGACGUGGACGAGAUCGACAAGAUCGAGCGCGACAUCGAAAAGGUGGUGACCGAGCCGGGGCCGGCACCCGAUGGUGGGCUGCAGGCAUGGCUCGUGGUGGCAGGCACAUUCGUGCUCAUCAUGACCAACUUUGGCCUGCUCACAUCCUACGGCGUCUUCCAGUCGUACUAUCUGUCGCACCAGCUGGCGCACCUGCCGUCGUCGACGGUGAGCUGGAUCGGAAGCCUGCAGACAUUCAUGAUCCUCGGUGGCUCGUUUGUAUUCGGCAAGCUCUCGGACGACUACGGUAGUCGAUGGGUCGUGGUCUGCGGCAGCGUGAUCACCUUCAUCUCGAUGCUGUGCGUUUCGUUCUGCACCACACUUGUUCAGCUGAUCAUGGUCCAGGGUGUAGCGUUCGGGCUGGGAGGAAGCAUGCUUUUCCUUCCCGGAUGUGCGUUGGUCAACCAGUACUUUGAUAGGAAGAAGGGGACCGCCAUGUCGGUCAUUAUCGGUGCGGCUAGUUUUGGUGGCAUCAUUUGGCCGCUGAUUCUGCAGGCGCUGUUCGACCAUCCCAAGAUCGGUUUCGCUUGGGGCGUCAGGAUCGCCGCGCUGCUGCUGGCCAUUUUGCUGACGAUUAGCAAUGUGCUCAUGCGACCGAGGUUGCCGCCGAACAAGCCGGGGAUGCGUCAGCCUUGGUCGCAGGCUUGGACACUCCUCACCACGGAUGUGCGCACCUACACGCUGUUCGUCGUCGGCACGGGAGUGCUGUUCAUCAACUUCUUCGUACCGUUCUUCACGAUCGCAUCGUACGCAAAGCGGGUCGGCUUCAGCCCGGCCAUGGCGACACACAUGGUGGCGAUUAUGAAUGCAGCCAGCAUGGUGGGUCGUCUGGUGUCCGGCCCGCUCGCAGACAGGUACGGCCGCUUCAACGUGCUCUCGCUCUUUGGCUUGAGCUCCGUCCUGGCGCUCAUCCUCUUUUGGCCAAUCCCCGGUCUCACACUCACAAAAGCAGGGGUGGUGACGCUGUCGAUUACGUACGGUGUGGCGUCAGGCGGCAGCAUCGCCACCGUGUCGUCGUGCGUCGCCCAGAUCUCGCCCAAGCACGCAGGUGCCCGUCUCGGGCUCAUGUGGACCAUCGCUGCCCCCGGCACACUCGUCGGACCAGUCAUCUCCACCACACUCGUCAACAAGAUGGACGGCAAGUACACCGCGCUCGCCAUCUGGGCGGCGGGCACCACCCUCGUUGGAUCCAUCAUCAUCACGCGCGUCCGAUUCCACCUCGCCAAAGGCCAGUGGCGAGCCAAGGUCUAG
Molecule: messenger RNA, 1659 nt
Organism: Moesziomyces antarcticus
Lineage: Eukaryota; Fungi; Basidiomycota; Ustilaginomycetes; Ustilaginales; Ustilaginaceae
Product: monocarboxylate transporter
Exons: 1
Coding region: 1-1659 (552 amino acids)
Biological process (GO): transmembrane transport
Cellular component (GO): fungal-type vacuole membrane
Molecular function (GO): transmembrane transporter activity
Source: RefSeq, a predicted model, not a curated record